Molecule: messenger RNA, 453 nt
Organism: Dermacentor silvarum
Lineage: Eukaryota; Metazoa; Arthropoda; Arachnida; Ixodida; Ixodidae
Product: putative nuclease HARBI1
Exons: 3
Coding region: 1-453 (150 amino acids)
Source: RefSeq, a predicted model, not a curated record
AUGGCGAUCCUGGCCGUGGAUCCAGUGCGAUCGGGGUCGGAUCACGACUCGUUUGUCUGGCGGACAACAUGGCUGCGCCGGCGGUUCCAAGCCGGGCGCAGCGCGAAUCCCGCGGAAUACCGUCUCGGUGACAGUGGCUACCUCUUGGAGCCGUGGAUCCAGCCCCCGGUUGCCGGCCAUCCUCCAACGCAAACAGCCGAGGGAAAGCACAACACAGCACAUACCGCCAUGCGUUCUCGGUACCGCACCCUCCUCUACGAGCCGGAACGUGCAGCCAACAUUGUCGCGGCAUGUGUUGUGUUGCACAACCUUCGGCUGUUCGACGACGUAGAAGAGGAUAAUGAAAGUCAUGACAACAGCAGCAAGAGCAGAAGUAGUAGCGAGCUUGACAAUAACGCCGACCCCAAACCAUACGGCCUGCCCCGAAACAGGGGUCUCGAUUGGAUUAUCUGA